CUCCUUCAAUUCAACCCUCACCAACUAAAAUGAAGACCUUUACCACCAUCCUCCUCACAGCCCUCCUAUCCGGCACGGCCAUGGCCGGCUAUCCCACCCGCACGCUCGCCAACCACACCAUCGUCCCAAUGACUUACACCGGCCCCAUCACCCCCGGCGGCGAGCACAUCACCUUCACCGGCCACAGCAUCCAGGACAUCCACUUGCAGAUCCUGGCCUUGAACCCGGACUUCAAGCUGUCUGCCCCUGCCGCGAGCUCGACCCCUCUCGCCAGGAGAAACAAGGUCAGACCACACCUUGCACUUUCCAAACCAUCACCUCCCCUACAACCAAACCAUAUAGCAUCCAUUCCCAUACCCGAGAAAAGAUAUCCAUUCACAAUCCCGAAAUUCGUCAUCCAAAAAAACAGACUAAUACACAGAGUUCGUAAACAGGAAACCAAAUCCCUGAUCUGCGACAUCCCCGGCCGUCUGUCCGAAACGGCCGAGACAGUCUGGAUCCGCGACGGAAUCAGCUACCUGAAGGGGUUGGAGGGCACGUGCGGAGUGUCUGCGGGUCCGGCGGCAUGUGCCAGGAUCAGUUGCUCGUAUGAUUCGGGGAUUUAUUUGUGUAAUGAUGUACGUCUUUCUCCCCCAUCCUCUCCUUUUAUUCACAUCCCUUCCUUGCAUUUCCUUGUCUACGGGCGAUCUCCACUCAUUCCCCUUUCUGCCGACCGUUGCUCUAUAUUUGCCUUUCGUGGUCGUGCAGGUGCUGAUUAAUUGACAAUAUAACAGAACGACGAGAAAAUCGACCCCAGCUGCUCGUAUCUCGCCUCCUACGCGGAAGAUAUCCUGGAACGGUGCGAUGAGGGCGAGUAUAUGAACGGGCAGGAGUUCGACUCGGAUAAUUAUAAUGUU
Molecule: messenger RNA, 896 nt
Organism: Aspergillus heteromorphus CBS 117.55
Lineage: Eukaryota; Fungi; Ascomycota; Eurotiomycetes; Eurotiales; Aspergillaceae
Exons: 2
Coding region: 30-758 (242 amino acids)
Source: RefSeq, a predicted model, not a curated record